This is a messenger RNA of Parnassius apollo (apollo), 222 nucleotides long. The record is from the annotation of a GenBank genome assembly. NCBI's taxonomy places the organism in Eukaryota, Metazoa, Arthropoda, Insecta, Lepidoptera, Papilionidae.
AUGGAUUUUACCAACGAUGAGUGUUUGCACAAGGUUGAAUCGCUUGUCGCAUCGUAUCCUGAGGAUUUAAAUUCAAAUGUUGCUGAUGAAUUACAACAAUUUCACCAGUAUGUUCGUUUGAAAAUGGAAAAAGAUCAAAGUAUUAGUGCGAAUUUCACUGAUGUUUACAAGAUCAUUGGGAAUGAUCAACUUCAAAUAGUGUUCCCUAAUUUGGAAAUCUGA